Molecule: messenger RNA, 3047 nt
Organism: Ruditapes philippinarum (Manila clam)
Lineage: Eukaryota; Metazoa; Mollusca; Bivalvia; Venerida; Veneridae
Product: Krueppel-like factor 5
Exons: 3
Coding region: 169-1677 (502 amino acids)
Biological process (GO): regulation of transcription by RNA polymerase II
Molecular function (GO): RNA polymerase II cis-regulatory region sequence-specific DNA binding; DNA-binding transcription factor activity, RNA polymerase II-specific
Source: RefSeq, a predicted model, not a curated record
GGUUUCAUUCAUAAGUCCAGUGGACAGCGAACAGAGCAAGGAUAACGUACAUUUAAGUUUGCGGAGAGAAAAAGGGAAAAAUAGGACUGUGAUUCGAAUUUUAUAAAUAAAUAAAGUCGUGUUUAUAUUUAUUGUGACUUACUAAUUUAAAAUAUACUGUGAUCUGGAAUGGCCGAUAGUUGUUUCAUUAAUCUCGAAAGUGAAGUCUUCGAUGAUCAAAUCGUACCUGACACAGACGACUGUUUCUUACCUCCCAGCGAACCGCAGCUGGCGAGUACAUCCAAUCUAAAAUCUGUAGAUGAUUGGGAUAAAUACAUAACAUUCCUAGACAUACCAAAUGGCAAGCCUUCAAGGAGAGAGAGCUCUUCUCUUGUCGAUGAGUUCUUUGGUGACUGCAAGGACAACCCAGAACUUCAGGCGGCCAAAAAGAUGAUUUCUGCUGGUCUUGUAAGGGGUACCGACAUGAACAUGCUCCGAACUGGCUUACUUAACGCCACGAAACAACAGAUAAUUCAGCAUGCUAUAGAAGGCCCUCGCAGAACAAGUUCAUCUUUGGUUGACGAGUUUUUUGGAAAGGAUGUCUCGCCAAAGCCAAUAGAAAAUAAAUCAAAGACGCCCGGUCUUCACGCAACAAAGUUCCAGAAUGGAUUUGAUAUGGAUGCCACAUAUGUCUCCUACGAAAAUGGUAUUGUCAACGGGUCACAUAAACGCCCAAGUGGAGCAACGGCAUCAUCGGGAACAUCAAUGUGGGACAAUCUAAGAGCGUGUAUCAAUAUAGCAGAUGAUGACAGAGAUAGUGAGAUAGAAAUGGACGAUACUCCUAUAGUGCCUAUUAUAAAAGUAGAGGACACUAGUGAUAAGCCAUCGUGUCAGUAUCAUAAUUCCAGCUUUGACAAUGUUCACGUUAAACAGGAAAAUCCAUCAAGUUGUAUGCUAAGUGAAAGUUCUAGUUCUGAUCAAUUUAUGGACAGGCCGAAAUCAUUAAACAUCCCAGUGCCGAAUCCAUGUUUAUUACCGACUUCAUCAUCUCCAAUGGUACAGUACAUAUCGCAAUAUAGCUCUGGAGGUGUUGUAAGAAGCCAGACCCCAAUGUCUCACAAUUACAGCACGACUCCAACACCACCCCACACAGUUCCGGUCCUGAUGCCACCAACACCACCUAACUCACAGCCAGGCAGUCCCAGUACUGGUCUAGACUUACGCAGAACCCCACCUCCUCCAUAUCCUGGUCUUAUACCAAGCCGAGUAUCAAUGCCAGGAUCGGUUAUGAACAUGAGCCCGAUGCUGAACGUUCCAGGGCCAGGAAGCAUUCACAUGUCAAAGAAGUCUCAAAAGACCCACCCUGGAUGUUCAACAAUAAAAUACAACAGAAAAAACAACCCGGACCUGGAGAAAAGACGUAUCCACUUCUGUGACUUUCCUGGUUGUCGUAAAGCCUACACAAAGAGUUCUCAUUUGAAAGCGCAUCAGCGGAUCCACACUGGAGAAAAACCUUACCGGUGUCAUUUCCAGAGUUGUCAAUGGCGAUUUGCGCGCUCUGAUGAACUUACACGUCACAUCCGGAAACACACAGGCUCAAAGCCAUUCAAGUGCAAGGUUUGCGAUCGGUGUUUCGCCAGAUCAGACCAUCUUGCUCUCCACAACAAACGCCACGAACCCAAGAGUAAGACCACGUGACUUGUGGAAGAAAAUACAGCAAGUUUUAAGGGAGAACUUUGUGCUUCACUUGGCUCCAUUGAGCAGAACUUUGUUGAUCACGAGCAGUCCUCGCACGGACAUUUUAGUUGUUGUCAUGGGCACGAACGUGAAAUGCUAGAGUUAGCAGACGACAGUUGCCUGUUUGAUGAAGGGGGUUGAAAUAACCCAGAGUCUGCCGAACAGACUGGAAGACUUUAUUUUAGGGAAGGUCAUUGAAUGAUGUAUUUUCAAAGAGACAUGAAUGACUUUGUUUUAGUAUGCCAAAGUGCUCGUCUUACGAAUUUAUUUUGGUUAUUAUUGUGAUAGUGACGGUGUUGUCAUAAAAUAGUUAAAGUUUUAGAGUUUAUUUGUUCACAGUAAAGUCACAAAUGUAAAUGUGAGUUUUAUUUAAAGCAAUCACUUUAGCUGUUGUUUUGUCAACCUUUAAUUGACUUUAGAUAUUGUGUAGUGCUUUCAAUGACACUUUUCAGAGCACUUCGCUUGUUUUUGUUUCUUUAAAAAAAAUGAUUUCAGCCUUUAGACAUUGUUAAUGUUUGCAUAUCGUUUUACAUUUUCUUUGUUAACAUGGUUUGAACGGCGAACGAUUUCAUUAAAAGAAAGGUUCCUUCUUUGUUUAUGUGCUAUUCACAGCCUUUUUGUAAAAAAAAAUAAUAAAAGCAAAUAUUUAUGUUGUUUUUUUACUGUUUGCUCAAAAAAGGCAGAUUUUUAUUAUGUGCUAAAUGUGUAUAUGACAUAAGUUUAUAUACUUUUUACUGUUGUUAACAUCAUAUCACUUCAUUUUACACCUCUUUCAUUUAUAUAUCAUUGAUGUAUGAAUUCCACUCUAUAAACGGGUCACUACCCCCAAUGUGAAUAUUUAUUAUUAACAUUUGUACUUAAAUGUUUCUUUGCUUUUUGGUGAGAAUAAAAUUAUUUAAAUUGGCAUUUUAUUUUUAUUGCUUUUUUAAUCGAGAUGAGCUUUUGGUGAUUUUUUUAAAAAAAAGAGAUAUAAUUUCCGGAUAGCUCACUUACCUCAAUCGCAUCGCAUUUUUACGCAUACUUGGUACAAAUCAUUAGUAGAAACAUUUCUUUGAAACCUUUUUUUUCUUUGGUAUCUUUUCAGUCUUUUUUUUAACGAUGAAAUGUGGUUUUUAGCGGGAAAAGAUAACUGUUAAAUAAGCUACUGAUAUGCCUUGUUAGUAAACUGACUUAAGUGUUGUUGUGAUAAAAGAAUUCUUAUAGGAGCUGGUAUAAUAACGUUAUAAAGUUUUCUGAUGAAAUAGUUUUAUAUAUUUUUCCAGUAUGUGCUUGUAAAAUUUAUGUUUGAAAAAAAAAGAAAUGCGGAAUUAAAAGUUGAAUAUUUUUACAAA